Ctenopharyngodon idella (grass carp) is the source of this 6636-nucleotide messenger RNA. RefSeq names its product neuronal tyrosine-phosphorylated phosphoinositide-3-kinase adapter 1. Bases 820 to 3813 code for a protein of 997 amino acids. The record is from RefSeq and is a predicted model, not a curated record. Lineage: Eukaryota; Metazoa; Chordata; Actinopteri; Cypriniformes; Xenocyprididae. The transcript has 7 exons. Gene Ontology annotation, biological process: neuron projection morphogenesis; phosphatidylinositol 3-kinase/protein kinase B signal transduction.
CGCUGACAGACUGUUUGCGUCUGCACACAACGAACGUGGACAAAAUUGUAAAUACGUUCGUCGAAUCAGCUGUCAGAAAGGUGGAGGCAAGGGCAGGCACAAGAAUGUAAACGUACCAACGGCAUAACAACAGUCGGUGGAAUUUAUAUUUAGUACGGUGAGGGCAGAAAAUGUCUCCCUUCAUAAAAACAGCAGCAUGAUACAACGUCAUUUCAGGAGAGCGAGUCGCGCAUCACAACGGAGUCAGUAGCUAUGCAUCUGCUUCUCCGGUGACCGAGGAGCUCUAAAGCAAGAAUAUUAAUAUCAGCGCGAAGUGCGCCGCCACCGCCGACAUAUCUGUUUAUCUGCGGACUCUGCAUUCAUUAUCGUGAAGUCGUCUCGGGGUUAUAGUUUGCAGGCACCAACAGACUGCAUUUGUGAAUGGUUCUAUGGGCCUGCUUUGAACGGAUGUUUUUUUUCUUCCCUAACGUCGCAGUGAACUGCACCAUGGAUAGCGAAGCGCUUUCUCAUCGUGCUCCGCGCGGAGGGUGAAUGGGGAUGAGGAUGUUGUUUACAAAAAGCAGCCAGCCGUCAGCGCACUGAUGCUCGGUCUCCCCGAAUAUAAUUUUUUCAUCUAAUCUUUUAUGACACGUUUGGAAAUUACUGUCACCUCCGUCUUUCCUCUAUGAAGAGGGCAAUGUCAUCGUCAGCAGACCGGCGUGGAUUUGUUGUUGUCUGAUUUUACUACUUGUCCUCUGCAAUUCGACUUCACGCCGUUUAUGUAACUGGGACAGGGGAAAGCUUUAAAAUAUCCCCUGCUCCUGAUUGGUUCUCUAUACCAUGAGCUCUGGCUCCGCCCAGGAUGUGGCGGUGGAGAAUUUCCUGCGUGACAUAGAGAGGCGGGGCCAGUGGCUGCACUGCGCUGUUAUUGGCUGUGAGGAGGAGCAUUCCCGUGGCGACAUGAACCUGUUGUACCGCAAAAGUCGUCUGGACUGGAGACACAGAGAUCAGGAGGGCAAGAAAAGCUCCAACUAUAAAGAUGCCUCCUCUGCAACAGUCGGGAAGGUUCGGGAUCUGGCGUCAUUUCGGCGUCAUUUCCGAAUGGGAUUUAUGACGAUGCCAGCGUCUCAGGACCUGUCGCCUCACUCUUGUGCGGCUGCCAUGGCCCCACGCUCUCAAUCCUGCCAUGCUGUGGGCACCGGUGAGGGAGAGGAGCUAGAGAAUGGAUAUUAUCCAGACUCAGACCCCCAAAACCAGUCAAAUCCAUCCCGCUGCCCCCCAGCCAAGCCUAAACGCCACCCCAAUACUCGUCUCAGCUCUACAGCCCAGCAGGAGCAUCCUUCCCGUGGGGUCCAUGCACCACCUGACACUCCGCCACCUCCACCUCCCAAUCACCCACCCAAACACCCAGAAAAGCGGAAUGCAAUGAAAAAAUCUGAUUCAGGUGAAAUGUCUGGACGGAAGGUUCCUCCAUUGAAGCCCAGACGGAGUCCAAGCACACAGCUCUCCUUUGACCCCCCACCCCCACGGGUCCCGCCCCCAACCACACCUCUUCCUUUUCAGAGCUCUGAGCCCUCACCGCGCGGCGAGGGUGGAGAUGACGAGCCAGUUUACAUUGAGAUGGUGGGCCAGGUCUUCACCCGAGAGACUCAUAGUGCCCCGACUCCUCACCCACUCACGCCCUCUGCCACCACGCCUGAUUCUGACUCAGACCAAGGAGAGGCCAUUUACGAAGAGAUGAAGUACCCCCUACCAGACGACGCGGCUCGAGAAGCCCACCGCCGCUUGCCGCUCAAACAUGAGCGUAUGAAGUCCUCUAAAGCAUACCACUCCUCCAUCAUCUCGUCCUCCUCAUCCUCCACCUCUUCCUCGCUUCCGCGCCCCUCUUCCUCCUCUCCAGCCUGCUCCUCCUCCAAGCCUAAAGCUACCGUCUCCAUCUCUCACUCCUCUCCUCUGCCUUCGUCCUGCUCCUCUGCAUCCUCCACUCCAGUACCCCAAGCCCUCUCCUCCUCACCACACCCUCCCCGUGCUCCUACACCCUUCCUGCUUCCAGGGUCCAAGCCUGAACAUGAACCCAGCUCCAGUAAGAUCCCGGCACCCUUCCCUAACUUGCUCCAACACAAGCCUCCUCUCCUGGCUUUUCCCCAGCCGGCCGCUGCCUCCAGUGGGGUAGGGGCUCAACACAAAGCCAGUUCGGCCAAGAUCAGCGUGCAAUCAGCCUCCAGCCUGCCAACAUCUACCAGCACCUCCUCCAGCACAAGCUCCACCAGCACUUCCAAAGAGUCCUCUGGAGUCGAGAAAGAACGAGAGAAGGAGAGGAGGGAAGGACAGCUGGGACCGACACCGGGACUCAGAGCUCGCAGUCAUUCCACUCCUCUUCCUCCGUCAUCAAAGUCAUCCUCUCCAUAUUCCCACCAUCAUCAUCAUCACCACCCUCACCACAGGCCUUCCCACUAUCACCAUUACCGCAAGCCUGAGAAAGAGAUGUCGUCAGCGGGCAAGGGGUCAGGACAGUCCUCCGCCCAGACGCAAACGCAACCUAAGGAGGGCAAGUCUGUCAGCUUCCUGCUCAAAUCCGAAAAAUCUGAGAGGGAAAGGGACCGAGAGAGGGAUCGUGAUCGAGAGAGAGACCUGAGCACGUCAUCAUCCAGUCAUUCUGAUACCCCCUCCUCAAAUACAUACACACACACUUCUCAAACUGGCACGAGCACCACUCCAACCCCGAGUCAGCCGUCAUCGUCCACAGCAGCCACGCCACCUUCCUCCUCUUCUUCCUCCACUCAGCGCCCUCCGUCUCGCUCUCACAUGCACCGGUCACAUACCCCGCACUUGUCUCAUGGCCUUCCUGCUUACAAACCUCCCCCCUCUGACAGCCCCCUGCUCUGGACCUACCCCUCGGUUGGCUUCCGCCGACCGCCUGCCUACGAUAGCUUACGAGGGGGCUCGCAGUUGCCAUCCUUGCACACAGACCCUACUAAAAUUGGAUCUGCAGCCCAGGCAUUGCAGGCCAAGGCUGGGUUCAUUCCCUGGGAGAGUGCAGCUGCCUUGGGGCUCACAGAAGAACAGGCUUACUGGCCUAUGCACAGAAAAUUAUCAUUCAGUCAUGGGAGCCGAGACACUGAGAAGGAAGAUGGAGGUGUUUGGAAUGGCAGUGCAGAUGCUCUGUUGAGGAGAGAGAGGGAUGACCUAGCAGCCAUGCGGGGUGGCGGACACUCUGGAAUACCUGUGCGGGCAACAGGGAGACACAGCGAGAGCUUGGCUGGGGCGGAUGGACCACCAGGGUUGAGAGGACUGAUACGAGCGGGACUGCCCUUACCCUGCCAAACCUUCCCUGCGUGCCGCAAUGAGUUGGGUCGCCUUGGCAGGUCUUCCUCCACAUCAGGAGUGAGACAAGCAGGAGGUGACGUUCAAAGGCAGAGCAGCCUGCCGGCCAGAGAAGCACUCAACCAGUUCCACGCUCUCUCGCAGGUUCAGUCUCAGGCUCCCUGCAGUCCGUCACUAAGCCGGCAGCAGCAGUACCAGCACCAGCAGCAGGUCCAGCUCCAGUUCCAGCAGCUGGCUCAGCUCGCCGCGCAGGCCCAGGCUCCCAUCAGCGCAGGCACAGCUGGCACCUCCGCAGCUCCGGCCCAGCGUGACGGCAAGCUCCUGGAGGUGAUCGAGAGAAAGCGCUGCCUGUGUAAAGAGAUUAAGGCUCAUCGCCGGCCAGAUAAAAGCUUAUGUAAGCAGGACAGUAUGCCUAUUUUACCCAGCUGGAGGAGAACGCCAGAGCCCCGCAAAACUGGAACGCCGCCCUGCCAGAGGCCGCAGGCUGUGGUGUGGGACACGGCCAUCUGACCAAGGUAGAGAGAGGAAAGGGUAGAAAAUAUGAAAGUCAUGACUGAUAGAGACAGAGUGAGCAGAAAUCUUUUCUUUUUUUUCUUUUUGGGUGUGAAAAGACAAAAUUGGAUUUUCGGGGGAAAUGAGAGAAGUGGCCUUUGAGUGAAGAAAUUAAAAUAAAACUGGAAAAACAAAGCAAGACUGUUUUGCCAAGAGAGAAUAGCAUGAUUUAGAUUAAAUCUCUCUGUAGAAGCAGGAGAAAAAAUGUGUUCACAGAGUGUUUAUGUGCCAUAUAAAUGCAGCAGCCACACACACACUGGAGUCUGAACUCUCUCUGACCUGCUGCAAAUAUAACCUGUGCUGCUGAGUUUACAACCUUUUUGAAACACACUGGAAAUCUUUGGAGCAUCGUAACAUUUGUACUCUAAAUAUAAUCAAUUAGCGGGGAGAAUAGACAUGCUUUUUCCUCCUAGGAUCGAAGAAAUGAUCAAAACUUGAUGCGUAAAGAAUGAAGAGACGCUGAAAGUGGGGCUUUUCUUCAUAUCAUAAACUCUCUGUGACUUUGGACUUGUUUGUUUUUACUGACCAGAUUUACUCAGUUAUGCUGCUGUUUCCUGGGCAUCCACUAGACUGAUGUUUUUUUACAUUCCAGAGGAGUGUCAGAAUGCGUGCGUGCGUGCGUGCGUGUGUGUGUGUGUCAUGGUGAACUUUGUAAUUGUAUCUUUGCAUUAGAGACGUGUGAGGUUGGAUGUAGAUCAGAGGAAAUUCAGACACACAAAGAACAAAAUUGCAAGGAAUACAGGGAAACAUCAAUAAAAUACAAAAUUCAACAUGUAUACACAGAAAAAGUCAAACUCUUGUUAUACAUUCAGACGUGAUGAUGGAAACAAUGAUGAAAGGCUGUGUGGUACUGUCGUAGAUUGUAGAAGAGAUCCAUUUUAAGUGUAAUUACUGCCUAUUGAUUGAGUGCCAAUUUGCUGAGUGCGGUGACGAGUGUGUCUUCGUAUCUGGGGAGUAUAAGAAAAGCUGUUCAGCAGAAGUUACAUGACCUUUGUAGCAAUAUUUGUUAAAGCAGGAGACUGAUCAUUUGGCCCAGUCCAAUACAAAAUCACAAAGAUAACCAAGAACACUUAGGUCAGAUCCGCACUGCAAUAUUUUGCAAGGGCAAAUCAGUUGUUGAAAUUUACUCAAUGAAAAUAGCAACCAAUAAGAUCACAGGAUGAGCUUCAUUACAAAAACUAUCAUAGGAAAAAAAGUGAGGAUCAGUGCACGGGCUGCGUUAACACAAGGUGUCAUUGUAUUCACCUAAAAACUGUCGAACCACCAUAUUUAUGCAUCUGUUUACAAUUAAUCUGUAUCUGAGCAUAUCCGAAGCUAACAUCCAACUGUACUUUUCAGUCCUUUUGGCAGCAAAGUCUCAUAUGUCAAUCAACUGGGGUUGCCAUGGCGUUUAAUAACAUAUAGUGACAUAUAAAAAAGGUCUUUGUCAGUUGUAUCUUAAGUACAGUAAGACUAAGCAAUCCAGUCACCCUGAGAAUAAAUCAAACAAACAAAAACUUUCCACGCUGUCCAACGCUCAUGCAUAUACACACGAACGCACACACUCGCAGCGCCCUAUUGGGAAAAAUGAACAUGUAGGGGCGCUACCGAUGUUGGAACUUUCCGCACAAAACAAAGCGAACCACAUGAUAUUGAGAUUAAAAAAAAACACACACAAGUGUCAAAAUCUGUAAAAUAAACAUGUACAACUGUAUUGAUUAUGUAGCAAUUAUUUCCACUUUCAUACUUGUAAUCAAUAAAUAUAUUGUAGCAUAUAAUGUAUAAAAGUACAAGGUGUUUAAUUGUUUUAUAAAGAAAUUUAGUAGUUUUAUCUGUGGCUACCUGUCUACACUGUACUGAAUGGACCGCUGAAAGGCGAGCCCUCUCUACUAAAGGCACAGUCUCAGACACACACACACUCACACACACCAGUGUUUUUCCAGCUAGUGUCAUGCAAGUCCCUUUAAGCAACUUAAGUCUGAUCACAUUCAUACCCUCAUGAACACACUCCACCUGGCUCGUUGGAAUAUCAGUUGGAUAUUUUUGAAGUACUUCUGCUGCUAUAUUGAAUUUCUACUUUUGCUUACAUAUCCCUCACUGCUGUUAUUUAAUUUCUCUUGUUCAUUCUUUUGAGUGCUCUAUAAUUUUUUAUUUUUUAUUUUUUGGGAGAUCAUGCAAUGGAGUUUUGGGGAGUGGAUCCUUUUGUAACUGUUGGCAAUUGAAUGUUUCUCAGUUGUUGUUGUGGUUGUAUUUAAAAGUUGUUGUUAUUUUUUGAAUAGUUAACAGCACCAACCUGUACAGUUCUCACCCUGGCGACACUACUGUAAACGUGAUGACAACGUUGCAGUGAUGUCGCCAAGGGUUUGACAUGUUGUCACCACGACACCGGGGUUUCACUGCACCACCCAGGUGGCCAUUUGAAAUAGUCUUUAUCAAACAGUACGGAGGACCACAGUAGAGGAGGGCUGGUGCAAUGCAUGCUGGGAAUUCUUGACGGAUUCCCUUAAAGAUUCAGUUCGAGGUUGGGCUGCGUCCCAGUCUAUAUAAAUUGUGCCCAGUUUGUACUUCAGAUAUACUAAAUAAUCAUCUAGUGGCAAUUUAUUAAGAUGAAAAGGGUAACUUAAGUAUUAUUGGGUAAACUAGUUUACAGAAACUGUCGGCUUUGCGUGUCUACAUAAACGGUGGCCAUAUUAUGAGUGCCAUAAUAUAUUGGUAUGGUAAGAUACGGUGUACCUUGGAAUCACUGUAGUGCUAUAUUUGCAUUGAUAUCGUCAUGAAAUAAAUUUUAUAUGAUGAACAUAA